This is a messenger RNA of Macroventuria anomochaeta, 663 nucleotides long. RefSeq lists its product as uncharacterized. Bases 171 to 614 code for a protein of 147 amino acids. The record is from RefSeq and is a predicted model, not a curated record. NCBI's taxonomy places the organism in Eukaryota, Fungi, Ascomycota, Dothideomycetes, Pleosporales, Didymellaceae. The transcript has a single exon.
UAUUUAAACACACUGCUUAGUUCAAUACAACCUCAGUUCAAUCCUUCAGUACUUCUGCACACGCGUACUGAUCACUCACGAUUUACCGCGAUAGUAAUCCUCAGCAGCACCGGGCGAAUCACGACACCCGCAUCCUCCCAACUUCCCAAACCAUCGAUCGUAACUUGAACAUGAUGUUCUCAUCCUACCUCGCUGUCUUCACUACCUUCCUUGCUCUGGCGGCAUCAGCACCCACACCCUCACCAGCAUAUGCAACAGUCGACCUCCGCUUCAUCGGUCCCCAGAACACACGCUACUCAAGUUUGAAUCAGUCACCCAUGAGUGACCAAAGCCAACAUCUUACCAUCAUCGUCGGCCAGACACUAUCGCUCGACCACGACCCACUACACAUCCAGGGCCUGCAGAUCGCGGCGAUCAAGGCGGGCGAGUCACUGUCGUUGUUGCCUACAGGUGUUGUGGAAAAUGAUUGGAGAGUUGUAUGUUCAGCGCGCAUCGAUGGGAGUGAAGAUCUUUUCGAGUUUGACUUGAAGGAUAAGGGCAUGCUCCUUGCUGGCGGCAGGCUGGUGAAGGUGACUCGGCUGAGCUGUGCUGUCGACGAGGAGGCGGCACGAUGAUACUGUGGCCUGCUCGUGUCAUGCUGUAUAUAUCGUGGUGAUCAUACUU